AUGGCAACCGCAGACUGGCCAGCCCCUCGUGCGUCGUCUCUGCCGUUGCAGCAACGGUAUGAGUCGUGCCUCCGUGUCGCCGAAGAAUGCGUGCAGCCAGGGGAGCUGAUGGCUUUACUGGAGCACAAAGAGCAUCCCCUCUGCUACGACGGCUUCGAACCGAGUGGACGUAUGCACAUUGCGCAAGGCCUAUUGAAAGUGUUGCAUGUGAAUGAUCUAACACGUGCAGGAUGUCUUUUCGUCUUUUGGGUAGCCGAUUGGUUUGCUCUUCUCAACAAUAAAAUGGACGGAGACCUAGGCAUGAUUCGCAAAGUUGGAGAGUAUUUCAUUGAGAUUUGGAAGGCCGCCGGGAUGGAUAUGCAGAACGUUCGUUUCUUAUGGGCGAGUGACGAGAUUAACAAAAAUCCACAUGUCUACUGGAUGCAAGUAAUGAACAUUGCAAGGACUUUCAAUAUCACACGAAUCAAACGCUGCUCACAAAUUAUGGGACGUACCGAAGGGGACGAUCAACCUGCCGCCCAAAUUCUCUACCCGUGCAUGCAAUGUGCAGACGUCUUCUAUUUAAAAGCGGAUAUCUGUCAGUUGGGGAUGGACCAGCGAAAGGUGAACAUGCUAGCACGUGAAUAUGCGGAGGCAAGUCGCAAGAAGAAGAAGAGGGAGGGGCCGCCGCUACGUCCUCCAGUCGUACUAUCACAUCGCAUGCUUCCGGGUCUUCUACAAGGGCAUGAGAAAAUGAGCAAGUCAAUUCCUGACUCCGCUAUUUUCAUGGAAGAUUCAGAAGCGGAUGUAAAAAGAAAAAUAAAAAAAGCGUUCUGUCCUCCAGGCGUAGUUGAAGGCAAUCCCUGCAUUACAUACGUUGAGGAGCUGAUUUUCGCUAAACAUCCAUUUAAUGUAAAGCGCAGUACAGAAAACGGUGGAGACAUUGUUUUUCACAGCUCCGAAGACUUACGGGCGGCAUAUACAGCAGAACUACAUCCCUCUGAUUUAAAAAGAAAUUUAGCGGCUGCGUUAAAUGCAAGACUUGAACCCAUUCGUAAACAUUUCGAAGAAAAUCCUGAAGCCAAAGCUCUUCUACAAGAAAUAAGAUCAUACAAGUUUCUCGAUAAAACAAAUUGUACAACUCUUCCUGUUGAGCUUCCAUUUUCUCUUGCCUUGAAGUAUACUCCCAAUUCUUCUGCGGGAGGCUCGCAUAUACUUUCGCCAUCCAUCUGGCUGUCCGUGCACUUCGCGUGCGCAGCGGUGAUUUCUGAGCAACUCCACGACAGCAACGUGUCUGCGUUACCCACUUGUGCGUAUGCAUCUGCACGUGAGGAGCAUUCCGACUACGACUUUUCUUUCUUACUGUUGAUUUUACGGCGGAAAUAA
Ochotona princeps (American pika) is the source of this 1365-nucleotide messenger RNA. RefSeq lists its product as uncharacterized. NCBI's taxonomy places the organism in Eukaryota, Metazoa, Chordata, Mammalia, Lagomorpha, Ochotonidae. The record is from RefSeq and is a predicted model, not a curated record. Gene Ontology annotation, biological process: tRNA aminoacylation for protein translation. Gene Ontology annotation, molecular function: ATP binding; tyrosine-tRNA ligase activity.